CGCGCUCGCGCCAAAGCAGAUGCAAAUAAAAUCCGCCCCGCGCGCAGGUGCAGCGUUUCCUUUCCUUAUCCAAAAAAACUGCUGCCGUCCGUGGCGGUGCAGGAUGGCACUGCCGUCCUCGCCUGCAAGCACAAUCCAUCACCCGCCUCGCAUCUCCUCCUGCUGCUGCUGCCCGCCGUCGCCAUGCCCGUGCCCCGUCCAGAUUCAGACUACCAGCCGCGCCACUCCCUCCGCAGCAUAUCUUCUUCCUCUUCGUGUUGCCACUGCUUCUCCCACUGCCAUCAGCACAAGAAGUCCAGGUCCAGGUCGACGGCGUCUGCCGCCUCUGGCUGCCCUCCCGGACCCCCAAUCCGCCGCGGCGCUUCUCGUCGUCGCCGCCGGGACAGUCGGUGCCGCCAGCCUCCUGCUCCGCUCCACCUCCUCCUCAUCAUCCGCCGCCUCACAAUCACAACAGCAGCAGCAGCGGCAGGACGAACAAGAAGAGGUAGAGGGAGAGGAGUGCCCGGACUGCGGCGGGACCGGGCUCUGCGGCCGCUGCAAAGGAGAGGGCUUCGUCUUCAAGCAGCUCUCCGAUGAGACGGCCACCAAGGCACGCAAGGCCGCCAAGAACAUGGCCACUAGAUACACCGCCGGGCUGCCGACCAAGUGGACCUACUGCAACAAGUGCUCCUCCACCCGCUCCUGCACGACCUGCGGAGGCUCCGGCAGAAUCAUCACCACACCUGUCACCUAGCUAGCACCCAAGCUUAUCCAUGGAAUUUGCAGCUAUUAUGUAUAAGAAGCUUGAAUAAUAGGAGGUACAAAGAUAUAGGAGAAACGAUUUACCUCUGAGAUUAUGAUGUCAUGUGCCAAAAAACUCCCGCAGCCUCAGUUUCAGUUAUCUUUUGCGUCUAAUAAGUACUCCUUAACCUGCUUAUCUUUA
Molecule: messenger RNA, 922 nt
Organism: Sorghum bicolor (sorghum)
Lineage: Eukaryota; Viridiplantae; Streptophyta; Magnoliopsida; Poales; Poaceae
Exons: 2
Coding region: 20-733 (237 amino acids)
Source: RefSeq, a predicted model, not a curated record